UCAUAGGAUUAACGUUCAGACUCCAUUGCUGUGUCUACAGUAGCGAUUUCCUCUUCGCCCAGGUUCCGCUGCACUAUUUUCCUCCUCUGAAAACAGGACUUUUGUCUUUUCUCUGCAGGUUGAAUUGAGGGGACUAACAGAGCGAUGACGUCCACCACAGGGCCCAGCUACGCCCCGGCUCCCAAACCAAAAUCGCGGCGCGGCGGCCGCCGCUGCCGACUCCGCAGCAACACCUCGGACACCGAUCCCCAGUCUCUGUCCACACUCGGGUAUUUUCAAACCCUCCCGCUAGAGAUCUUUCAAAUGGUGUUGAAUUAUCUGCCAGUGAAGGAUAUCAGCAUGCUGAGCAUGGUGUCGAAAAGCAUCAGCAACCGCCUCAUUAAUUACAUCUCAACCCCGUCAGGAAACCGAAGGCUCUUAUGGCAAGACUUUCACAACCAGGAGCUACCUGGCAAGAGAGAAGGAUCCUGUAUUUUAGAGCACUACAAAUCUCUAGGAUUGCUGUUUAAGAGAUGCACGCUCCUGCUCCCCACCAAAGACAGGCUCAAGUACAUGCACAGGAUUCUCUCUGAAGUUUCCUGUUUCAAACUUAUUGGCUGCCCGAGGCCUCUGCAUUGUUUAGGGCUACAGUGCUAUGGGGUGUUUCUACAGAUCCUAACAGCAGGCUGGGAUGAACUGGAGUGUCACCGCGUGUUCAACUUCCUCUGCGAGCUCAGCAAUUUACCCCGUAAAGUGCAGAUAGUUGUCAGCAGCAAACCGGGAAGUGCCCGAAAACUGGAGCUGCGCAUCAGGUUGUACUGUCGCAGCGUCUUGUUGAACCACUGGAUUCACCGAAGCGAUUCUGCGUUUUGGUUGACUCGGAUUUUAAAGCCGUGGCCCAUGGUUAACCAAGCUCGGCUGCUGUACAUCAUCUUUGGGCCGGUGUCCUCUCUCGAUGGGCACGUGGUUUGGCAGAAAAUGAUAGAAGGACCAACAGAUGAGACCAGCCUGAAAGGUCUGGCAGACGCGAUUAAACUGCUGUACGAUACAGAAGCGAGGGAAUGGACAGCAGACGACGUGAUCAGCCUCGUGGAUGAGCUCUCAGUUGUCCCCCGGGAGUGGCUCAUGGAGAACAAUGCUCGGCUGCUUAUCCUGAGCGGGAACAACAUCUGCUUCACGUUCAUGGCCAGCAAAGCCGUGAACGGCCGAGCCAUGGAGCUGGCCAGGCUCGUGGUCUUCCUGGCCUUGGUCUGCGAGAAGGACCUGUACUGCAUGGACUGGGCUGUAAAAAUGAUGCAGAAGGUCUGCAAGGUUUUUGGCACCCCUGGCGAGAGGAACUACUUCCUGCAGUGCGUGGAGAACGCCUUCGCGCACUUGAUCAUGGACACGCUGCAGGCCGUGCUCUCCGGCGGUCGUGACGAAGAGGACAGCAGCUUUUUGAAUCUGUUUCACCUCGUCAACGCACAGGCGAACUUCCAUAAGGAAAUUCUGUACCUGGCCAUGAGAAGCAACAGCGUUUGAUGCUCCGAAUUUCACAGACUCUCCCUCUACUCCUGCUGGACUUUUCUGGUUUUGAAGUAUUUGCAAAGCAGUGUCCAGUUAUUUAUUCGAUUUAUACCCCGGUAAGAGCUGGAGCAGCAGCGGGAGAAGCCGGUGAGGUAAAUAUCAGACCGUCAUGAGCUCACGGAACAUUUUGGGGAAUCUCUCGGCAUUCUGUGCUUUUUCCUCCUUCGGGGGCCUCUCCUCUGGGAGCACAAACCACAUUCUUUUCCCACUGUGGAUGUUUGCAGACACAAUAAAAAAAUGACAUGGUUUCCUAUUCGAUGCUCGCACACCAAUUGAAGAUUGUUAUCUUAGUUCAGAACCAAAAACAUUUUGAACUUUUACUUUUGUUUUCUCUUGGGAAUCGGAGGAGAAGGAGACAGACACGGUUAUUGAAGCUCAGCUCCCCUUCCCCGCUUUGCCAGGGUCUCUCUCGCUAACCCUUAGAUCUACCGCAGAAGCGCUCCAGUGAUUGUACACGCAGCUUCAGCAGAAAGAGGCGAUUCCAGAGCACAGUUUAACCACUUUGAUCAAACAAGGCAACCUUUUCCCCCCAAAACACUACAGGUGAGGAAACUUCAACUCCCUCUUCCCCAUAACCGACCUGUUCCAGUGUAUUUGCCUUUGUAGGACUUAGCCAAGUUGAAGACACGUUAAAUGCACACAGGCUAAGAUCACUGUUUCACUGAAGUAUAUAAAUGUUUGCUACUUACAAAAAGGUUUUGAUUUUCUGCUCUAUUACCUUAAAAAAAAGUCUGUAACACAAAAUAAAAA
Molecule: messenger RNA, 2295 nt
Organism: Columba livia (rock pigeon)
Lineage: Eukaryota; Metazoa; Chordata; Aves; Columbiformes; Columbidae
Gene: FBXO47
Product: F-box protein 47
Exons: 10
Coding region: 145-1500 (451 amino acids)
Molecular function (GO): protein binding
Source: RefSeq, a predicted model, not a curated record